UACACUUCAUCCCUCUCAAGUUUCAAACACUAACACUCACAAAUAUUUUUUAUAUUUAAUUUAAUUCCCACCCAAAUAACCCUACAAUACACUCUUCUAGAUCCCUCUCUCGUAAUAAACCCCUUCCCUCCUCUAUAGUAUAUAUUCUUUCUUCACCACUGUCAUCUUCUGCUCCACUUUGUCACCACAACUCACUCAAGCCAUAACAAGAAAAAAAACAACUCACCCAUUAAUCUGUUUCUUAUAUACAAUUUGAUGAAAAGACGGUCGGAUAUUAAAUGUGAAAAUCUCUCCCAACAGAGAGACUCGAACAUUGGUUUAUCAUGUCGUAAGUGACUAACCUCUUCUCUGCACAAAUCAGUUGGCUUUCCCAAAAAACCAUUGGGAAUCCCUUUUUAUUCAUUCAUUCGUUAAUCCAAAAUCCCAAACCCAUGAUUUACGCUAUUUCUUCUCAGAACCCAUUGGUGCGGAGCAUGCCAAGAAUCCAUAAACAUCGCAAAAAACCAUCUCUGCCACCGAACUUAAGACCUAUAACUUGUUUCCAAAACUAUAGUAACCCCAACAGCAACAGUGCCGUCAAUAACAGACCCACAUUCACAGCGAACACGGUGACGAGGCACGUUUUCGUUAAGGAGAAGUACGAGGAGAAAGAGAGGGAAUUUGUUGGUUACUGCAACAGCAGCAACAGACAAAUGAUGUUGUUGUGUGGGUUAGGCUAUUGGGUGCAAGGCUUCAGGUGUUUUCCGUGGCUGGCACUGAACUUUCACAUGGCCGGCAACCUCAACUUGCACCCGUCCACGUUGCAGCUCGUGCAGAACUUCGCUAAUAUACCAAUGGUGGCUAAGCCACUCUAUGGAAUACUUUCGGAUGCUAUCUAUAUUAAGGGUGCUCACAGAAUACCUUAUGUUGUCAUAGGAGGUCUUCUGCAAGUAUUUUCUUGGAGUCUUCUGGCAUUGGUCCCCGUUGCACACAAAGUGCUUCCCAACUUAAUUGCAUCUGUGCUUCUCAGCAAUUUGGGCGCAUCCAUUACAGAAGUAGCACAAGAUGCUCUUGUAGCAGAGUAUGGCAAGAAGCACAAAAUUGGUGGUCUUCAGUCAUAUGCAUUCAUGGCAUUAGCUGCAGGUGGAAUCUUAGGCAACUUGAUUGGUGGUUAUUUCUUACUGAAAUUGCCUCCCAGAAUCAUUUUUUUCAUAUUUUCAUCCUUACUGUCUCUACAACUAGCAAUUUCUUUCUCAACAAGGGAGGAGUCUUUAGGCAUAGCACAACUUUCAGCUCAAAAUCUUGCUAAGAGAUCCAUCUCAGAAAAUAUCAAAAACCAAGUCUCUGAUCUUGUCAUGGCUAUCAGCGACAAGAGCAUUUCUAAGCCCCUUGUAUGGAUUGUUGGAUCAAUUGCCAUGGUUCCAAUGCUUUCAGGCUCUAUAUUUUGCUAUCAGACACAGCGUCUAUAUCUUGAUCCUACAGUAAUUGGGUGUUCUCGAGUAAUUGGCCAGUUUGCGCUUCUUUCAGGAACCGUGCUUUAUAACCAUUAUUGGAAAAAAAUUCCACCGAGAAGGCUGAUAGGCAUGGUGCAGGUUCUAUAUGCUUCAUCUCUACUUCUUGAUCUCGUUUUGGUUAACCAGAUAAAUCUCAAAUGGGGAAUUCAGAAUGAUGUGUUUGCUCUUUGCUUUUCUGGUUUAGCAGAAGUUGUGGCUCAGUUUAAGCUCCUUCCUUUCUCAGUUUUAUUUGCAAAUUUAUGUCCAAAGGGCUGUGAAGGAUCUCUCGCCGCAUUCCUUGCAUCAGCUUUGUGUGUAUCAUCAAUAGCCAGUGCCUUUCUGGGUGUUGGAUUGGCAUCUUGCCUUGGCAUUACAUCCGGUGAUUACUCGGGCUUGACGAGGGGAAUUCUUGUGCAGUUCAUUGCAGCUUUAGUACCAUUAAGAUGGAUUCAUUCUUUACCAAUGACACAACUGGUUGAGAAGCGAAGGAGAAGAAGUAUGAGCAGAAAAGCACGCAGAAACAGAAGAGUUGGAAAAGUUGUGCUUGGUUAUGUUAACGUCUACAGGCCUGAGAGAGAAUGAUAGUCUCAUAGGUGAAGAUAAUCAGUUCCUACCUAAGCAGCUCCAAUGAUUAUGCAAGGAUGAAUGGUACUUGAGCUCUGCCACAAAUUCAUUAUCAUUCUCCUGAACAUAGUUUGUACAAAACUAGGAUGCGUGUAUAACACACUGGUGCUGGACGGAAUAUUUGAAUAUGCAUCAUAUUAUCAUGUGCGACUCAAAGGACUUAAAGACUUAAACUAAAUUUAAGAA
Messenger RNA from Glycine soja, 2282 nucleotides. Its product is annotated as probable folate-biopterin transporter 9, chloroplastic. The coding region runs from base 432 to 2054 and encodes 540 amino acids. Gene Ontology annotation, cellular component: membrane. NCBI's taxonomy places the organism in Eukaryota, Viridiplantae, Streptophyta, Magnoliopsida, Fabales, Fabaceae. The transcript is spliced from 2 exons. The record is from RefSeq and is a predicted model, not a curated record.